Striga hermonthica is the source of this 503-nucleotide messenger RNA. The record is from the annotation of a GenBank genome assembly. NCBI's taxonomy places the organism in Eukaryota, Viridiplantae, Streptophyta, Magnoliopsida, Lamiales, Orobanchaceae.
AGGCGGAUUCUCCUUUAGCCCCCGAACUUACUGCGGAGGCACUCCCUGUGAAAGUGAAAAUUCCACAAAUUGGCAUGUAUGAUGGGACAUCAGAUCAAGAUGCACAUUUAGGCCAUUAUACGUCUUGGAUGGAUUUACAUGGGGCUUCAGAUGCUUUGAGGUGUCGGAUGUUUUCACUUACACUGGGGCCACGAGCCCAAAAAUGGUAUUAUACUCUCCCACUUCAUUCGAUUUGGAAAUGGCAACAGUUACGUGCAGCCUUCCGAUCACACUUUAUCGGUGCUCAAAUUUGUCUCAUUCCGAAAGAAUCGAUUACCAACAUUGUGCAAAAGGACGACGAGACUGUCAAAGACUACGUGGCUCGGUUCAACGACCGAAUUCAGAACAUGGAGCCCUGUCAUCCUGAAACUUUGUUAGUAACUGCUAUUGCUGGACUGAAGCCCAACUCAAUGUUUCGUUGGACCUUGUGUCAAAAUAAGCCUGCUACAUUUCAAGAGUUUCUU